CUGGUUGCCGGCCUGAUAACCCCCCUCGCUCUGCCUGCUUUCUUCUCCCACUACAGUGCGUGAGAGUGGGUGCUGCAACGCCAAUUGCCCAAGACCAACGCCGUCAUUGCUGCCACGCUACGAGUGUGCCAGUUGAGGGUUUUACCGGAUACACGCUCCAUUCGAGCGAGCAGGGGUACAUCCACCGCAUUCGCCUUCUGCCUACGCGUUCCACUGCUUCCCCACGGCGCCCAUAGCCACCCUCCACGUCACCCAUAUGCAAAGAGCUCCUUGAAGAGCCCCGCGACCCCCCUCGCUGAAUCAACUUCAGCGACCCACCAUGGCUUCCUACCUCACAAACCGCUGGCGAGGUGCCGGCGAGCCUCAACGCGCCAGCCCGAGUUGGUGGGAUCGUCACAUGUCCCCUUUCUUUCUGGCUGUCGCAAAGAAGGCCUGCACACACCCAAUCCAUACCAUUGUCACCAUCGCCUUCCUGGCCAGCUACUCGUACUUGGGCGUCCUCGACAAGGGCCUGCUGGACACCACUGCCGAAAUCACGACGGGAAAGGUGGACUUUCAAACGCUUUUGGCGGGCAGCAAGAGACUGAGGGUUGGAGAGGAGACAUCAUGGCAGUGGGAAGCUGAGGAGAGCAGUGCGGUUCUGAACAAGGAAAAGACGGGCCAGGAGUUCGCUCUUGUAACACUCGUGUUCCCCGAAUCGAGCACCAUCAACUCUGCACCCUCGCAAAAUGCCGUCCCCAACAAUGUCUCCGUGGAACUCCUCCCCAGCUCGUCGAGCUCAUUCUCUACCUUCUCGCAAGACACGUCGCUCGCCUUUUCCAUCCCGUACACUGAGGCCGCCGACUUUGUCAUGGCCAUGCAGGAGAUCUCCGCGCCAGAAGUCGUCGCAGAAGCCCAAGGCUCCGAGCAGGAAGGCACGCACGAAAAGAAGAAGUGGAUGAUGAGGGCCUCCAAGAACGGAAAUGCCCCUGGCGGCGUGCGAAACUGGCUGCGCGACUCGUGGACGUCAUUCGUUGACUUGCUCAAGAACGCUGAUACAGGUGACAUCGCUAUUAUGGCUAUGGGAUACCUCGCUAUGCACUUGACCUUUGUCUCACUCUUCCUCGCCAUGAGGCGCCUUGGAUCCAACUUUUGGCUCUUCACAGCUGUGCUACUCCAGUCGGCAUUUGCUUUCUUGUUCGCUCUUGCAGUGACAGUCUACCUUGGUGUGCCCAUAAACAUGAUUCUGCUUUCCGAGGGUCUGCCUUUCUUGGUGGUCAUUAUUGGAUUUGAGAAGCCCAUUGUCUUGACCAAGGCCGUGCUCUCUGCUGCUUUGGAUGCCCGACGCUCUGCUGAGGAACACCGCGGCGAACCCUUGACUAUUCAAUCUGCUGUUCAGAUUGCUAUCAAGAAGACUGGCUUUGACAUUGUCCGGGACUACUUCUUCGAGAUCCUGAUCUUGGUUGCAGGUGCCAUGUCGGGGAUCCAGGGUGGCCUCCGCCAAUUCUGCUUCUUGGGCGCAUGGAUCCUUUUGUUCGAUGCUAUCAUGCUCCUGACCUUCUACACCUCAAUUCUCACUAUCAAGCUGGAGAUCAACCGAAUCAAGCGUCACGUGGCUCUUCGUCGAGCUCUCGAAGAUGAGGGCGUGGACGGCAAAGUGGCGGAAACCGUCGCUCGCAACAACGACUGGCCAAACGCCAGCUCCGACGUCCAGGUCCGCAGCAAUACCACCACUGUGUUUGGAAAGAAGAUCACGGUCCCGAAGUUCAAGGUCCUGAUGGUUGCUGGGUUCAUUCUAGUCAACGUACUCAAUGUGAUCACUUUCCGAUUUGGCCUGACACCCAGCAAGGCUUCCCACGUCGCUGGUGUCAGUGCGACGCCUCCACUUGACCCGUUCAAGGUCGCUGGAAGUGGAUUGGAUCACAUCCUGGAGCAGGCCAAACUCGCCGGAACCUCGACUCUCGUUACAGUACUCACACCAAUCAAGUACCAGCUUGAGUACCCAUCUGUUCACUACGCUGAGCCUGGCUCUGAGACUGGAUCGGUCUACGGUGGCAACAUUAGCACUCAGAUCGUCGAUGGUGUAUUGAAGAGUUUGGAGGAUCCGUUCCUUAGCAAGUGGAUCAUCAUGGCUUUGGCAAUGAGUGUUGUCUUGAACGGUUACCUGUUCAACGCCGCACGCUGGACCAUCAAGGAACCGCACAAGCCUCUCGAGCCCCCUUCGCCGUCAGAGGUCCAAGAUGGAGCUCCUUCUACAACUCAGUCUCGCGUGCCGUCGAUGUCGGCGCCAACUCCACCGCGCACCCCCGGCUUUGAGGAUCAGGCAAGUCGCAGCACUCUCAAGCCCCUCACGCAAAUCGCUCCACCACGCGAGCCUGCUCAGCAGAUGCUUCGACCCGAAAUUCCAGCUGGACCUACUGAGGAACAACAACGUCAGCCCAACCGACCCACGGAGUUCUUGGAGCAGAUGCUUCGGGACAAGCAAGCGCCUUCGCUCACAGACGAGGAGCUCAUCGAUCUGUCGCUCAAGGGCAAGAUUCCUGGUUAUGCUCUGGAGAAGACACUUGGUGACAAGACUCGCGCUGUCAAGGUCCGACGAGGUGUAGUCACCCGAACACACGCUACUCGUGAAACCUCCACGCUUCUGGAACGAUCUCUGUUGCCGUACAAGGACUACAACUACGAUCUGGUUCACGGUGCAUGCUGUGAAAACGUUGUUGGUUACCUUCCCCUUCCUCUUGGUGUCGCCGGUCCUAUCCUAGUUGACGGCCAAAACUACUUCCUGCCUAUGGCGACCACCGAGGGUGUGCUUGUUGCUUCGACCUCGAGAGGUGCUAAGGCGAUCAAUGCCGGCGGCGGUGCUGUUACUGUGGUCACCGGCGAUGGUAUGACGCGCGGUCCUUGCAUUGGCUUUGACAGCUUGCUUCGUGCAGGCGCGGCAAAGAACUGGCUCGACUCUGAAGACGGUCAGAAGACUAUGAAGGAUGCUUUCAACUCGACAUCUCGCUUCGCCAGACUCGUCUCGCUGAGGAGCGCCAUUGCAGGAACAAACCUCUAUGUGCGAUUCAGGGCAACGACUGGUGAUGCUAUGGGCAUGAACAUGAUUUCCAAGGGUGUCGAACACGCUCUCUCCGUCAUGGCCACAGACUGCGGUUUUGACGACAUGCGCAUUGUGACUGUGUCUGGUAAUUACUGCACCGACAAGAAGGCCGCUGCUAUCAACUGGAUCGAAGGCCGUGGUAAGGGUGUCGUCGCCGAGGCCAUCAUCCCCGGCAAAAUCGUCCAAUCAGUCCUCAAGUGCGAAGUCGACGACCUCGUACAAAUGAACAUCUCCAAGAACCUGAUCGGCUCCGCCAUGGCCGGAGCAAUGGGCGGCUUCAACGCGCACGCCGCCAACAUCGUCGCCGCGAUCUUCCUCGCCACGGGCCAAGACCCCGCCCAAGUCGUCGAAAGCGCAAACUGCAUCACCAUCAUGAACAACGUAAACAACAACCUCCAAAUCUCCGUCUCCAUGCCCUCAAUAGAAGUCGGCACCAUCGGCGGCGGCACCAUCCUAGAACCCCAAUCCGCAAUGCUCGACCUCCUCGGCGUGCGCGGCGCACACCAGACAACCCCCGGCGACAACGCCCGCCAACUCGCCCGCGUCAUCGCCGCAGGCGUCCUCGCGGGCGAACUUAGCCUCAACAGCGCUCUCUGCGCUGGACACCUCGUUAAAGCUCACAUGGCGCAUAAUAGGAGUAAUGUUCCUAGUCGUGCGCCGACGCCGGCGCCUAUGACGCCUGUGGGGGGCGCGCAGACACCUGCGCUUGUUAAUGGGCCGGUGCCUAGGCGGUAGAGCGGUGAUGGGGGGGUUGGUUCUGUGUUUUGUGGUUGCGCUGGUAGGGUAGGUUAAGGCUAUGUGGAUUAGAGGCGUCGACAUGGGAUGGGAUGAGGAUGAUACGAAAAGUAAUGCAUGUGGGAUGGAUGACAUGAUGGGGAAGGGGGGGCAAAGGUAUCAGGAAUCUCGACAUACAUGACUGCAUUUAAGAUAGGAUUUCUUUUCCGCAGAUGGAUGGAGCGAGCGAGCGAGCGAGCGGCUCUUGUACAUAU
This is a messenger RNA of Dothidotthia symphoricarpi CBS 119687, 4068 nucleotides long. RefSeq lists its product as uncharacterized. The record is from RefSeq and is a predicted model, not a curated record. The coding region runs from base 320 to 3814 and encodes 1164 amino acids. The transcript is spliced from 5 exons. Gene Ontology annotation, molecular function: hydroxymethylglutaryl-CoA reductase (NADPH) activity; protein binding. Gene Ontology annotation, cellular component: endoplasmic reticulum membrane; peroxisomal membrane. Gene Ontology annotation, biological process: ergosterol biosynthetic process; coenzyme A metabolic process; isoprenoid biosynthetic process. Lineage: Eukaryota; Fungi; Ascomycota; Dothideomycetes; Pleosporales; Dothidotthiaceae.